This is a messenger RNA of Cydia pomonella (codling moth), 5451 nucleotides long. Its product is annotated as SPRY domain-containing protein 7. Bases 312 to 989 code for a protein of 225 amino acids. The record is from RefSeq and is a predicted model, not a curated record. NCBI's taxonomy places the organism in Eukaryota, Metazoa, Arthropoda, Insecta, Lepidoptera, Tortricidae. The transcript has 4 exons. Gene Ontology annotation, molecular function: protein binding.
AUAUAAUGUAAUUUCGGCUUUAGGAGUCCUUAGAUUUCAAAACACUUCAAAGAAAAAACAGGGAAAUUACAAUAACGUCAAUACAUUUUCAAUUACUACUGUAAAACUUGGAAAAUUGAGGAUUCAAGUAUAUUAAGUUGGAAUCUGAACGCUUAUUACAACGUCAUAUCCAAUCACAAUUUCAGCUGUCAUCGAUCUUGCUCUGCGUGGGUUGUCAAAAAAUGACGAUUGUUUAACAAUAUUGUUUAUCGCCUAUACUAUUUAAAGCUAAAUUUAUUAGUUUCAAAACUUUUUAAAUAUUUGAAUUGACAAUGUUUUGUUGCCUAAAGGGGUGUCUCAACGGGUUUAAUCUUACUCCAACUGUUCCCAUUCGUAUCAAGGAGAAUCCCGUUCAGCUGGAUACUUUACAUAUGGGACAUGAGGUGGUAGUGGUGAAAGGAGGGCAGCGUGUGUGUGGGUCAGGCUGCGCACUGGGCAAUGCGCCGCUGGUGCAGAACAAGGCAUACUUUGAGGUGAAGCUGCAGCAGGGUGGAGUGUGGGCAGUGGGCCUGGCCACAAGGGACACUGACCUUAAUAAAGUACAUGGCGGAGUGGACAAAGAGUCAUGGUGCCUGAACAGUGACGGCACGGUGCGGCACGGGAACGAGGAGCUGUACCACUUGUCGCCGGCGCCGCGGGACUCGCCCACGGCCGACCUGCUGGUGGCCACGGACGCGCCGGCGCCCGCGCCCGCGCCCCGCGACGACGCCAACCCCUUCGCCGUCAUGCCGGUCGAGGGCGACACCAUCGGACUCGCCUACGAUCAUGUUGAGCUCAAUUUCUUCGUAAAUGGAAAAAAUAUGGAGAUACCUGUUAGGAACAUCAGGGGGACGAUUUACCCCGCUUUAUAUGUUGACGAUGGUGCGAUAUUGGACAUUAUAUUGGACAACUUCCUGUACCCUCCUCCGACGGGCUAUGAAAAAAUCAUGGUGGAGCAAUCCCUACUCUAACAGAAGAGACGAGAACAGUGAGCAUGGACAGUCGAGUGUGCGCGCGUGCGGGCCGCGGCCCGCGGCUGUAUACGUCACGCGUCACGCCUGCUGUACUGAAGUGUAUGUCGGGGUGCAACGGCAUCUUUACUUAACCUACAGCUCAACAGGAAAGGUACGCGCGAUAUAAACCAUCAUGUACUGCUACCAAGUUUGUAUAAUCAUUAUUAAGCAGACCAAGCUUAGAGCCUAACUAUUUACUAGACAGAAUAUUUCAAUACAUUAACCAAUUUUAAAAAGAAAAUGAAACGUAAUCACAAUUUUACCGCCAUUGAUUUCUCCUGAGGAUUUACAACAAACUCAAAUAAGAGCGGCUGUUUGAUACACCUACUGAUGAAGAUUAUCUUACUAAUAAGCAUUCUUAAGUGACGUUAUAGACAUCACUUUUCUGAUAUUUCGUACAAAAAUGACGAGGUCUUGCAAACAUAAUGCUGUUGUCCGUGCAGUGCCCUGAUCCGCAUAAGGAUUUUCACUCGUGUUACAUACUAUACUAUUAAAUACUACUUACUAAUCUUGCUUAUCGCAAAUGAAGCAUCAUAACCGUUAUUUACAUUCCUGCCAAUUUGUUUGGAAGAACCUCUGCAGUUUUAACCAUAAUUGAGACGGUAGACUCGAAAUAGUUAUUUGUUUUACAAGGGGGCAAAGUUGUUGUUUAACCUCUCGUACUAAUAUUGAUACCCGAGCAAGCGAAAGAUUCCAAAAAUGAACCGGUUCGAAAAGUGGAAUUUUGAGCGUUGCGAGAGUAGCUUCACAUGCCCGGAGGGCAAACCGGCCAGAAAUAGGAGUCCCGUGUAGCGGAGCUCCGUCUAGUUAAGUUGUGAAGGAAACGUUGUUUUGAAAUGAAACAGUGUGGUGGGACCAUGGUUGAAAUAAAAAAAAAUACCCGUGGUCCCCAUGUGGUACAAAAGCUGUGGUACCACGGUUAGAACGUGAACAGAUUUUGCCAUGAGUGAAACACAAAAAUGUUCACCACACCAACGCAAGGAAAAUAGUAACUGUAAAAUAUCAAUAAAACCAACCAAAUCAAUUAAAAACGAAUGUUAUUAUUAAAUAUUUUUCAUUCAAAAUCGAUAUUUGUAUUAGGCCCCGCACGUUGAAAUGACAUUCGAAUAUGAAGGUAACUUGAAUGUUAUUUUGUCUCACUCAGUGAGCAAAAUGCGAUUUUGCUCACUGUUUUUAAGCAGCAAAUUACCCUUGUUCCAGCUGCUGACGUGAAAAAUAUUUUGUUCCACGAUAGCUCAAAAUGAAGGCGAAAAAAGAUUGCUAAUAUCGCAAUAAGAUUUGCAAAUAUAAAUAUGCUUUGUGUUUACUUAGAUAACAAAGCUGAUAUAAACAACUUAAUAUUGUAACAAUACUUCUGUAAGUAGAAGGACAAAAAGCUAGACGAAUAGAACGACUAUCUAUUCGUAUUAUUUCAUAUCAUAUACAUUUAGAUUUGUAAGAUGCAGACGAUAAAAUAUACAGCGUGGAAGAAUUUAUUGUCCUGAUUGUUCUCACCCAACGUGCGUUAGAAAAAUAUGACCGAUUAUUGGCUAAUCUACUAUCUAGUUUUUCAUAAAAAUUAUACAUAGUAAAUGCAGUUGUUCUUCUUAAGAAACAAUAUUUUCCUUGCGGCCCAAUAAUGGCUUCCACUCUGUAUACAAUAUGUUGCGUGUACCUAUUGAUUGAUCUCUGUUAAAAGUUAUUUAAAUUAGUUCCUUUUGUAACUGUAACACUAGCCACAAUGUUUAAAUUAGUAAUUCCUAACAAUUGGACUAGUUGUUCCUAGCCUUGCGGUGUUGCAGUUAUGGUCUCCUGCGACAAACACCAAAACAUAUGUAAGUCUGAAAGGUGCGAGCUGUUAUCGAACCGUAACUACAUACUUAUACCUAUACAGACUCUAAAAUUAAAUCUAUAGUACCGGGCCGGGAAAACGGCUUUCCUCUCUAUAGUUCGUUGUUUUAGCAUUAGAAAAAAGGUAAACAAUCUUGAAAUGUCUUUUUUUUGAAAAACGUCUUUUUAAAGUCCGUAAAUAUUACUUAUCAAAGCAAAAUAAUGUAAAUGAUCGUAAGUACGUGAACUCUUUACUGGCACGAUUUUAAUGACGUAAAUCAAUAACGAAGUAAUAUAAUCAUAAAUUUACCUAAUGCCUCAAAAAAUCAUGUCCCAUUAAUGUUAUGUAAGUUAAUAGAGCAUUAUUGUGUGCUGAGUUAAGAUACUGGUUAUGUUUCCAAUGUAAUUCAAUGAAAUUUAAAUGUGCAUAUACAAGAAAUAAUAUUUAAAUACUAAAAUAUAAUAUUUAAAUAUUAAUUGCACCACAAAUCACUUUUACAGUAAAUACAUAUGGUGCUACUUUUCCGCAUAGUGCGGGAAUAAGUACCUUCCGUGUCUAUGUCAAAACUGUAAAAAGUUGUACGAUACACUUGCGAAUAAGUAAUUCGCAACUCGUGUCGAUUUUAUUUAUCACCACACGUUACAUAUUUCCUAUUUUUCGCAGUUGUAUCGUAAAUAAUUAUUGUUUGAAAACUUGCCGCUAUCAGUGUAACGACAGUUAUCGUGAAUUUGCCCAACUGACGUAUUGGGCGAGCCUGUUUCACGAGGUUACCGUCUUUUGAUAUACAAUGAAUAAAACUUACUGUUUAUAUGUAUAGGUAUAGGUACGUGGCUUCUUGACUUUUCAAUCAUAUUUUUAUAUAAAUAUGCCAGCAGCGGUAUUAUGGUCGCAUUUCUAUCAUCUGUCAUGUCAUGCGUCACUUUCGCACUUACAUACUUGUUAGAACGUGGCAGGCAUAAUGACAAAUGAUAAAGAGCCGACCAUCUUAGCCCUACAGAAUCGUUAAUAUUAUAUCCUAUUCUUCAUUAUUCUGGAUUUAAGUACCUACGGGAGUAGUCAUUUCAUUGUAAAACGACACAUACCGAUCAUUAAGUACGUAGCUCGAGUUACCUAGACAGAGACUAGAAUUAUCAGAAUAGAGUCAGGGCGUGUUUCCAGCGCCGACAGUGGGAGGAUAAAGAGCCAUCACAGACAUAUCUUACAUAUAGAUCUGAAUGUCUAUGGAUGGAAAUUACGUCAAGUAUUGAAUACAGAUUUCGUUUGAACAUAAACAAUAUGAUCCGAAAUCAUAGACAACAAUCAGAGCCAUAGGCAAUUACAGGAGCUCAUGGACAUGUGGCUCCAGGCAGCCGCCAAUCAGCUGAUUGUGAGUUAACGCGUGUGUAGAUUCGUUAAUACAUUAUUCAUUCCAUUCACCGAUCCCUAAAUUACAAGACCUUUUAUACUGAUAUACUCUUCGCCAUAUGGUAUUUAUUAACGUUACAACUAAAUUAUCUACUUACUACUUCAAACUCUAUGAAACAAAAUCUAUUUUUGUAUGAAUGUAGUAUUCUAAUGAAAAUUUAAUGUGUUUAAUCAUAAUCGCGUAUACUUAGUAACAGUAUGAUAUCUACUUGUCAUGCUAUGACUUAUUGAAAUAAAUAUAUGUAAAUGUAUGAAUAAUAAUUUUCUAUAUAUAGAUAGGCGUAUUGCUAGCGGUACGAGGGAUAAAACGACGACUGGCUAUGAUAACUGGAGGGAUAUUUGAAAUUAUACCUAAUUUGUGUGUGCUUUCAACUUAGCUUAACAUUUGUAUGUGAUGAAGUAAGUAGAGAAUGUUGUUGUUGGAAUUCAUUUGAUGAAAUUAUAAAUCUAUGAAAGUGUCGUAUAGGCAAUUGCGUCGAUGCGAAGGCAGUUAUUAAUAAAUUAUGUAAAUGAGCGCAUCAUGCACCCUGCCUGCAUAAAUUGGCACGUUACAAAUUCAGAUAAUUUAUGUGAUACUUGUUCAGUUUGUUACCAAGAUUUAACAGUUUUACAUUAACUAUGCGUAUUUUUCGUAUCGUAAUAACUACUAACUUUGUCCAAAAGAACAACUGUAAAAAGGCAAGGAUAAAAUACCUGCUUACCUAUAUUAAUGUUGAAAGUAUUCAAGAAAGUUGCUAAUACCUAGUGUUGAUAAUUGUUUUAGUUACAAUAAAAAUCCUAGUAACAAAAUGAUCAAGUUAGCUUAUGCUAUAAUAACGAAUGGAUAUGUUUCAACUGCGUAUUAGGCUACUGCGUUACUAAUAUUUCACCGGCAUGUCCAGUAGGUUGUAAGUGUUGCAACUGCUCAAUGAAAUGAAAUCAACUUGUUACUGCUGUAAUAACAAAUACAGGUAAGCAUCAUCUGACGCUGGUGCGAGGCUGUUGAAAUCGAUGUAGAUAGUAGGUAGGUGUUGUAUCGAAAUCAAUUUAAAGUUAUAGACGGCAAAUAAUCACCUAUUAUUCUUUUGUACUAAUUAUUUUAAGCUUCAAUGAGGUCUCGCGACCUACAGAUUGGCAUAUCCGAAAGCAAAUAAUUGUAUUCAUUAUUGUAAAGAAUUAAUUUAUUAAGAAAACAUAAUAACAAAAUAAAUGUAUUAUGUACUGUCA